Staurois parvus is the source of this 379-nucleotide messenger RNA. NCBI's taxonomy places the organism in Eukaryota, Metazoa, Chordata, Amphibia, Anura, Ranidae. The record is from the annotation of a GenBank genome assembly.
CAACUGCAGUUCAAAUUAUCAGUGUGCCCUGAUGAUCAGUGUAGCCCCAGCAGUGCCACCUGCAAGUGUCCAUCAGUGCCUUAUCAGUGCACAUCAAUGCCACAUAUCAGUGCCCAUCUGAGCUGCCUUUCAGUAUCACCCAUCAGUGCCAGUCAGUGCCACCUAUCAAUGCCAAUCAGUACCACCAGCAUCAGUGCGCAUCAGUGCCGCCUAACAGUGCCAUAUAUCAGUGCUGCCUUUCAGUACCCAUCAGUGAUGCCUGUCAAUGCCCAUCAGUGCCACCACCUACCAGUGCCUCCUCAUCAGUGCCCAUCAGUGCCACCUAUCAGUGCAGCCUAUCAGUGCCCAUCAGUGUAGCCUCAUUAGCGCACAUCAGUGA